Onthophagus taurus is the source of this 2861-nucleotide messenger RNA. It is a transcript of the gene mio, whose product is annotated as GATOR complex protein mio. Gene Ontology annotation, cellular component: cytoplasm. Gene Ontology annotation, biological process: positive regulation of TORC1 signaling; cellular response to amino acid starvation. NCBI's taxonomy places the organism in Eukaryota, Metazoa, Arthropoda, Insecta, Coleoptera, Scarabaeidae. The record is from RefSeq and is a predicted model, not a curated record. Gene Ontology annotation, molecular function: protein binding.
CACCUGUCAAUUUGACGUUUCUCAAUAACAUUAGUUUUAAUACGAAAAAGUCGAGUGUAGACCACUCCAAUCAUUAAUUUAUAAUAAAAUUCCUUUAUGUCCUCUCUAAACACCUUUUCCAACCAAUUACAUUCACAGAUCAUAAAUUCCUGAAUACAUUGACAUACAUAACCUACCAUAAAGUAUAACUGUUUAUUUACCUUUUUUUAAGGACGAUUAUAUGUACGUUUCUGUGUUUAUGGCUCCUUAAAUCAUAAAUAUUUAAACGAAUCAUGUAUUAAAAUCGAAAAAUUAAAUUAUAAAAUAUGGCAAGUAGGUUAGAAAUUCUUUGGUCACCUAUUAAAAACAAAUUUAUAACGUGGGGCUCUGAAAUAUGUUUGUACGAAAUACAACCUUUAAAAGAUCAAUCAACUCCCUUGGUAGUUUUAUCAAAUACAUCAGGAGCAUUACUAUUAGCAACAAACAGCAAUUAUCAUUACGUUAAAUGCAUCGAUAUUUACCCAAAAUCUGACAAAGAUAUUUUAUUGGGUGUUGGACAUUCAAACGGAAGAGUAACAUUAUCUAGUUUUGGUCAAUUAGAUUAUGAGCAUCAAAGUUUUUCAGGAAAAGAAUUAGUUCCAAGACAUCAAAGAUCAUGUAAUGCUCUUGCUUGGAAUCCUGUGGAUUCUUACAAAAUCGUAGCUGGUUUAGAUAAGAAUAGAUCAGAUAGUUCCAUAUUGUUAUGGGACAUUACGAAAACUGCAAUGAUUAGUGAAAGUAGUCAUAUAAGACCUGUUUUAGAAUACGGACUUUCAGAGACAACUCAUAGUUUAGCUUGGAUUAACAGACAAGUUUUAGCAGCUGGAAUGAAUAAUAAAUCUAUUAAAAUAUUAGAUUUUAGAGAUUCAAUUAAACUUGCAAAUUCUGCAACAACAAAAGCAGUACUGGGUGUGAAUGUAAAUGUUAAUAAUGAUAAAUAUUUAGCUUCAUUCUCUGAUCAUCAAUUAAAUGUUUGGGAUACUCGAAAUUUCGAUAAACCCGUUUUGGUACUUCCCCAUGGGAAGUUAAUUUCAAAAAUAAGUUGGUGUCCUACAAAACAAAACUUACUUGGUGUUUUACAACGUGAUUCUUCCGCUUUGCAUUUAUAUGAUAUCCAACAAACCUUAAUUGAAAAUGAAGAGGUUGAACCGUCCGUUAUUGAAAGAGUUGUGACUCCUGGAACUCAUAGCAUAACAUCAUUUUCUUGGAAUCAUUCUGACGAAAAUAGGUUUUUAGCUAGUUUAUUAUCCGGACAAAUGGUUGAUUACACUGUUUAUGAUAGAAUUACACUAAAUUGGGCUUCUAAUUCAAAUUUAAUUUGGACGUGCGGCCGAAAAACAUUAAAAUAUAUCACUAAUUCGAGUGGAAAUUGUAAUAUUUUGGAUGAUAUAUCGGAAAAAAUUAAAGAUAGAGCUAAUAAAGGGUAUGGUUUAAACGAUGAGUUGUGGAGAAACGGCGAAUUAGCUAACGAUGAUUCAUUAGCAACCGUUUGGAAUUGGCUUCAUUUAAGUAAAAAGUUGGUGGAUGAAGGUGUAAUACAAGGAAAUGGUUUUAAACAUCCUGGAAUUAAAUCAGUUUUAAAAUAUGAAAAUAACGUUUCAAAAUCAGAACCCUCUUCCUUAUCAUCUUCAGAUACCAGCAAUGCUACUUCAUUAAGUACAAUGAAAUUGUUUAAACAAGAUAGAGAUAAAGCACUUCAUUUAUGUGGAUGGCAUGUUGAAAAAGAUUCACUAACAAAGUUUUUGGAGGAACUUGAAAAGAAUCACUUAUACACUAGAGCGGCGGCAAUUGCUGUUUUUCAUAAAAAUCUUAAAUCUGCUAUUGAAAUCCUUUCGAAAGGUGCUGAAGAUAGUGUUAUGGGAAAUAGUUUAAAUGUAGUUGCAAUGGCUUUAGCCGGUUAUUCUGAAGAUAAAGGUAGUAUGUGGAGACAGUUUUGUUCUUCACCAAGAACAAAACUUGAUGAUGCUUAUCUCAGAGCUAUGUUUGCGUUUUUAACUGCUGAAAAUGGAAAUUAUGAUGAUAUAUUGUAUGAAAAUGAAGUCUCAGUAAAUGAUAGAAUUGGAUUUGCUUGUCUUUAUUUAUCAGAUACGAGAUUAAAUGAUUAUUUAAAAAUAUUAACCAGUAAAUUAACAGAGGAAGGGAAUUUAGAUGGGUUACUCCUCACAGGGAAUACAUUUGAGGGCAUAAAAAUUUUACAGAAAUAUUUAGAUAGAACAAGUGAUAUUCAAACGACCGCUUUAAUAUCAGUUCGAGCAUUUAAUAGCGAAACUUUACAAGAAUUGGGGAAAGAUUGGGUUAAUAGUUACAGAAGUUUGUUAGAUUCUUGGCAAUAUUGGCAUGAGCGAGCAAAUUUUGAUAUAAUGUUAUGUAGCGAGCGACCAACUGAUAAACCACCACAACAAGUGUAUAUUUCUUGUAACUUUUGUGGCAAAAGCAUUUCUGCUUAUAUGCAAGGUUUAAAUAGAGGACGUGGAAAUUAUACAAGAAUGGGAAGUUCUAAUAAAAUAAAAAUGUCUGCUUGUCCAGCUUGUAGAAAACCAUUACCCAGAUGCGCGAUUUGUCUAAUGCAUAUGGGAACUACAACCGGUGAUCAUCUUCAAAUGGAUAAUGAUGGAAUGAAGGUUGCUGAUUUUUCUCAUUGGUUCACUUGGUGUCAAACUUGUAGACAUGGCGGUCAUGCUUCUCAUAUGCUGCAGUGGUUUAAAGAACAUUCUGAAUGUCCUGUAACAGCAUGUACUUGUAAAUGUUUCUGCGUUGAUACGUUGUAGAUAUAAAAUUAAUAUUAUAAAUAACUUGAAAAAUAUUGUAACUUGUACAAAAAGUAAAUUGUGUUUCAAAAUAAA